Messenger RNA from Naegleria fowleri, 1371 nucleotides. RefSeq lists its product as uncharacterized. The record is from RefSeq and is a predicted model, not a curated record. The transcript has a single exon. NCBI's taxonomy places the organism in Eukaryota, Heterolobosea, Eutetramitea, Acrasida, Naegleriidae. Gene Ontology annotation, molecular function: oxidoreductase activity, acting on the CH-OH group of donors, NAD or NADP as acceptor. Bases 1 to 1371 code for a protein of 456 amino acids.
AUGACCACCUCUAUCACCUCUACAACUAUCGGCCAGGAAACUUCUGUUGUUUGCGUAACGGGUGCCAAUGGAUACCUAGGCUCUCAUAUCGUGAGAGAGUUAUUGGUGGAAAGUUACAGAGUCAUUGGCACCAUCCGUUGUGAUCCCGACUCCACCGAUCCGAACCUUACGAAAAAGUUUCACUUCUUGUUUCAAUUACCGAAUGCCACACGAGAAAAUUUGAAAUUAUUGAAGGCAGAUUUGUUGGAAGAGGGAUCCUUUGAUGAAGCCAUUUCUCAAUCACACUAUGUCAUUCAUGCGGCUUGUCCGUUUUAUUUGACACCCACUCCCGAGUCGGCUCAAGAUGCUCAUGAAAAGUUAUUCAUUCCAGCAGUGAAUGGAACCAAAAAUGUUUUAAAUUCUGUGAAAAAGUAUCGCAAACAAAUCAAACGUGUGAUUGUAACAUCAAGUACAGGAGCAUUGAUUGGAUUUGCGGAAAGAGUUUUUGGAAAAGUAUAUGAUGAGACGGAUUGGAAUGAAAAAUCGACAAUUACCAAUAACCCAUUUGCGUUCAGUAAAACUAUGGCUGAAAAAGAAGCUUGGAAAUGGCAUCGAGAACUCAUGUCAUCGGAUGAAACGGAACAACAUUUGAAUGAACAUGAUGAAAAUACAAUUGAAACAUCUACAAAAAGUGGAGUGGAACUGGUAAGCUUAAAUCCAGUGUUGAUAUUGGGACCUCCUCUUCAUCUGAAAUAUCUCAAGAAGCAAGGAUUCAAUAAUAAUUCCACGAAUGCCCACUCGGCACAACACUCCUCAUCGAAUUGCUCGUCACUGGAUGGCACCGAAACAUCACCAUGUGAACAUGACAAUGCCGAAGUGAAUUUAAAUUUCAGUUGUAAGCUUCUCUACAAUCACAUUAUGAAAUCCAAAAUGUACCCUCAUGACGAUGUUCUUGGAAAAACCACAAAGGCUGACGGCAUGAGUAUUGUUGACGUGAGAGAUGUCGCUCGGGCUCAUCGCCUUGCUCUCACUCAACCAAAUAUCCAUUCGAAUCGAUUUGUUUUGGUGAGUGAAAAGUGUCAAUGGGUACGAAUGAGUCGAAUCAUUUGUGAACAUUUUCCAAAUCUUUCUGUGAAACCUCCACUCCAGAUUAAGGACAAAAUGGAUGAAGAGGAGGGUCUCUACAAGAUGUUGAAUUUUUCCAAUGCCAAGUUUUUGCGAGCUUUUUCAAUUCAAGCUCAUUCUGUCCAUUCGGUUCAACACACACCACAAGAAUUGUCUUCCAUUCCACACAACAAUAUUAAUCAUGAGAGCUUUAUGGAAUUUAUUUCAGCAGAAAAGACCAUCAUUGACACGGUGAAUUCUUUCAUUGAGGGUGGAUUGCUUUCUUAG